AUGCCAAGAAAAAGGUCAAAAGUGUGGAAUUUUUUCACCAAAUUGAACAAAGACCAAGGGAGAUGUUUAAAGUGCAAAAAUAAUUUUGAAGCUAAAGGAGGUAACACCAGUAAUUUAAUAAAUCACUUGAGAAUACAUCAUCCCAAUAUUCAUUUCGAGUUUUUAAGUAUAAAGAGUCAAGAUAACAACUUUAACAAAAAUGAUCUGAAUGAAACUGAUGACAUCAGUGAUCCUCCUUGUGACAUUGGUAAUAAUAGUGCAGAAUAUCAUGAACUAGUGCCAUUAAAUUCUAGUACAAAUUUAGUUCAUAAAUCUUGUACACUAAAACAACAAUCUAUGAAUGUAUAUAAAAAAUUAGACAAAACAACCAGUGAAAAGUAUACCAAUGCAAUUGCCUAUUGGAUCGUUACAGAUAUGCAACCUUAUAGAUCUGUAUCAAAACAAGGAUUUCAACACCUAAUGUCUGUCAUAUGUCCUGGAUAUACUAUCCCAAGUCGCCAAUUUUUUGCUGAUAACAAAAUUCCUGCUUUAUAUUUUGAGGUGAAACGUAGAAUAAAACAUGAUCUCAACUCUGCACAAUUUUUGUCACUUACAUUUGAUUGUUGGACUUCAAAUGCCCAACAGCCUUAUAUUGGCAUAACAGCUCAUACUAUCAAUAGUGGUUGGGUUCUUCAAACAUAUUGUAUAGCUUGCACAAUUCUUGACGUAGACCACACUGCCACUAAUUUAAAAGAUAUUAUUGAAUCUACACUUAAAGAUUGGAAUAUUCCUAUGUCAAAAGUCUCUGCUGCAACUACAGAUAAUGGUACUAAUGUGAUCAAAGCUGUUCAGUUAAUGGACUUAAAUCAUAAUAGUUGUUUUGGUCACACAUUAAAUAAUGGAUUGAAAUCAAGAAAAAUAAAAUAUCUUCCAAACUGCAACGAACAAAAACUUAUUUUGGUGAUGUGCAAAAUUUUUGAACCUCUAAAAACACUUGGUGAACACAUGGGUGCAGAAAAGGUUGUUACAGCCUCUUCAAUUUGGCCUGUUUAUACAAAACUUGAAAAAACUUUGCUUCACACAAAUUCAUCAAAUUUUACUUGUGCUUUAACACAAGAAGAAUCAACUAGAGCGAAUAAUAGUGAACAUUUUGGGGACAGCGAACAAUUAUUUCCAAUCCUAAGUCAAUGUACACUUAUGGAUAAUGAUAUAAAUUCAUAUUUUAACACUAAUGAAGUUUGUGAAGACAUUAGUGAUGAUUAG
Aphis gossypii (cotton aphid) is the source of this 1242-nucleotide messenger RNA. RefSeq names its product zinc finger BED domain-containing protein 6-like. NCBI's taxonomy places the organism in Eukaryota, Metazoa, Arthropoda, Insecta, Hemiptera, Aphididae. The transcript has 4 exons. The coding region runs from base 1 to 1242 and encodes 413 amino acids. Gene Ontology annotation, molecular function: DNA binding. The record is from RefSeq and is a predicted model, not a curated record.